AUGCGCCAAGGCUUCCUCCAUAACUUGGUUCAGCCACACACACACCGGUCAAAAUGUGAUGGCUACAUCUUGUCAGGCGCAGACUCUGUGGCGGCUUACCUCACGCAGUUGGAUCUGAUUCCCACGAAGGGGGUCAGACAGACUCACCGGAACCUGGGUUUGGCGGCUGCAGCCGGAUUUGACCUAGAAGGAGCCAGCAUUGGAGAUCUAUCAUUGGGGGUGGUGCUGUGCACUCCCAGUGGUCACGGUGCAGUCUGCCACUGCGCCGCAGUCCCAGGAGGCGGAGGCGGAGCUAAGUCCAUCCAGGCCCCCUGCAAGGAGUUUUCUCUUUUCGUCAGGUUCGAUGGGGUAAAAACUGGGUAG
This is a messenger RNA of Symbiodinium natans, 363 nucleotides long. NCBI's taxonomy places the organism in Eukaryota, Dinophyceae, Suessiales, Symbiodiniaceae. The record is from the annotation of a GenBank genome assembly.